AUGGAUCCGCUGCUGCCCGCAGAGACGGAGGUGAUGGAGCGAGAGGCAGACAAGGAGGCGAGGAGGAAGAUCCAGUUCUCCGUGCCUUCCUCAGUGCCCACCCAGCUGGACCCGCGACAGGUGGAGAUGAUUCGACGUCGGAGGCCAACACCUGCGACCCUCUUCAGACUGACAGACCCGCCGUCACCAGAGGAAGACAGUGGGCCUCACCAGUGGGUUCUGGGAGAAAAUGGAGUCUUGAAAGCCAAACUGGUUAACACAUCAACCUACCAGCCACCUUCACUCAAAGCUGUGCAGAGGAUGGCCCAGGCUCACCUGUCCUCCCUAGACAUGAGCUCUGUGGACAAAGAGGAGCCCUCUUCUGGGGAGGAAGAGGAGGAACGUGAGAAAAAGAGCCAGCAGACAGCUUCAGGUACAGAUCUAAGAAAAGAAAGUAAACCACACAGGGAUCAGUCUGCUUCACCGGACAGUUUGACCAGAAGUGCUGAUCAUCACGGAGCCAAAGAAAGAGACGAAGGAAAGGGAGAAUGACAAAAGAAGAAGGUGGAGACAGAGUGAGCGGAUCUGCUUUGCAUAAGACACGUAUGGGCCAUAUGUGUGUGUGCAUGGGUGUACAUAUGAGGGUGUGUUAUUUGGGUCUGUGAGUGUGUGCAUGCAUGCGACAAGCGAGUCAAAUGUGGAAAAAAGUGGGGGUGGAAAACAGACGGUCAUCGAGGAAGGUCAGAAUAUUAAUGAGCAGGUGUGAGGAAGCGUUUAACCUGAGACUUGAAGAAAAUCACAUCUCAGUCUGCCACAGAAGCCAGGGCCAAUCAGCCAAGGACACCGCACAAAAAAUAUGAGAAUUGCAAAGAACUAUGGCACCUUCUCUUGCGAUUAUGUGUGUGUGUGUGUGUGGUUUUUUUUUUUAGAUUCAACAGGAUUCAAGAUAUCAACAUGUAUUCUGACACUUGCUCCUUUGGCAGGUUUUCCGCAUGCAUGUGAGAACAUUUUGUGCACAGUAUUUCACUACAUUGGUGCUAAAACACGCAUCAAGAACAACCAGACACAGCAGCAAAUGCACAUGGCUCAGGACAGGAUCUCCAUUUGAUGCAAAGGGUCAAAUAACAUAUACUUGACAUUACCCUAUGAUAAUAAAUUUUACAUUUUAGUCUAAUCUGUAGUGUGAUGGCCACAGUAUUUUUGCUGAAUAUGUAAAUGGCCAUGAAUGAAUAAGGUAUACACUAUAUUAAAUUAUAUACUAAGUAUACACAAUAACUGGAACUUAACUCAAUGCAUAUAGGGCUGCUUUCACAUUUAAAUCACAACUUUCAUUUUGCUUUCCUCAACCUUGUAAAUGUUUGGGUGCAAGGUCAAGGAAAUCAAAGGAAGAUGGAUUACAGCCUAUCUGAGCGCAGUUACAGUCACACCAGACCAGAUUACAUCAUAUCAUACUAAUCCAACUAAUCACGAUAAUGCAGCGCAGUCUCUCUGGUUUGACAUAAUGAAAGGUCUUUUUGUAACAUGCUGAUUAGUAAGCAUUAUCUGUUCAGGGUGGCAGAGAUGUUUGGUGGGAACUGAAAACAUACCUAUUUUUUUCCAAAAUAAUACAAAUGAUAAGCGUGAAGAUUCAUUGUCAACCUUGUAUAUAAGCAAUGUUUUGUGUUGGUUGCUA
Messenger RNA from Thunnus maccoyii (southern bluefin tuna), 1651 nucleotides. Its product is annotated as protein phosphatase 1 regulatory subunit 1B-like. The record is from RefSeq and is a predicted model, not a curated record. Gene Ontology annotation, cellular component: cytoplasm. NCBI's taxonomy places the organism in Eukaryota, Metazoa, Chordata, Actinopteri, Scombriformes, Scombridae. The transcript has 5 exons. Bases 1 to 531 code for a protein of 176 amino acids. Gene Ontology annotation, molecular function: protein phosphatase inhibitor activity. Gene Ontology annotation, biological process: intracellular signal transduction.